Molecule: messenger RNA, 4692 nt
Organism: Zalophus californianus (California sea lion)
Lineage: Eukaryota; Metazoa; Chordata; Mammalia; Carnivora; Otariidae
Gene: NMNAT1
Product: nicotinamide nucleotide adenylyltransferase 1
Exons: 7
Coding region: 274-1110 (278 amino acids)
Biological process (GO): NAD+ biosynthetic process
Molecular function (GO): nicotinamide-nucleotide adenylyltransferase activity; nicotinate-nucleotide adenylyltransferase activity
Source: RefSeq, a predicted model, not a curated record
CCAAUGAGAAUGUAGCCAGGGGUGUUCCCCGUCUGGCGUCCGGGCUGCGGGUCGUCUCCGGCGGGCCUCGGGCCGGUCGACUUUGAGGACGUGAGUCACAGUUUGGAUGUGAAACCGCUGUGGCAGCCCAACUUCGAGAAGCUGUUGACACAGUUGGAAUGGUUCCAGUAACCUACCUUGCAAAACGCUUCGUGUUCACAGAGUUUCCUUUGUGAAAACCACAAGCAAAGUGUCAGAGUUUUCCAUUCAGAUCAAGAACUUCAAAUUCCUAGCAUGGAAAAUUCAGAGAAGACAGAAGUGGUUCUCCUUGCUUGUGGUUCCUUUAAUCCUAUCACCAACAUGCACCUCCGGCUAUUUGAGCUGGCCAAAGACUACAUGAAUGAAACAGGAAAAUACAGAGUUAUCAAAGGCAUAAUCUCUCCUGUUGGCGAUGCAUAUAAGAAGAAAGGACUCAUCUCUGCCCACCACCGAGUUAUCAUGGCAGAACUCGCCACCAAGAAUUCAGAAUGGGUGGAAGUUGAUACCUGGGAAAGUCUUCAGAAGGAAUGGGUAGAGACUGCUAAGGUGCUAAGACACCAUCAGGAGAAACUGGAGGCUGGGAGCUGUGAUCACCAGCAGGAUUCACCAAUGCCGGGAAAGCCCGGACAGAAAAGGAAGUGGGUGGAACAAAGACAAGAUUUUAGUCAAAAGAAAUUGCUAGAGCCAAAACCAAAAGAUGUGCCAAAGGUAAAACUGCUGUGUGGGGCAGAUUUAUUGGAGUCCUUUGCUGUUCCCAAUCUGUGGAAGAGUGAGGAUAUCACCCAAAUUGUGGAAGACUAUGGGCUCAUAUGUAUUACUCGGGCUGGAAAUGAUGCCCAGAAAUUCAUCUAUGAAUCUGAUGCACUGUGGAAACACCGGAACAACAUUCACCUGGUAAACGAGUGGAUCACCAAUGACAUCUCAUCCACAAAGAUCCGGCGAGCCCUCAGAAGGGGCCAGAGCAUUCGCUACUUGGUACCAGACCUUGUCCAAGAAUAUAUCGAAAAGCAUGAUUUAUAUAGCUGUGAGAGUGAGGAGAAGAAUGUCGGGGUCAUCCUGGCUCCUUUGCAGAGCUUAAUAAACCAAAGAUGAACAGAGAUCCUACAAACAUGGGAAAUGCCGCACUGGAUGAGCUCAGCAGUCCCUCCUGCUCAGAAUUCUGGGCACUGACAAAUGGCUGGUUGGAAGAACGCUCCAUGAUCUCGGUCUAAAACUCUCUUGAGUUUCUGAAGAGCCUUGCUGCUUCUGUUCCAGCCCUCUGUGAAUCUGCCAUUUGUGAAUUUAAGCAGAAAAAGGGUCUACGUUCUUACUCUUUUCCCCAUGUCCUUUUAUAUGCACUUUAACCAAAGUAAAACUCCCAAAUAAUAAUUGAGGUCAUAGCUUUUUUUUAUGUUACAAGCACAAGCUUGUGAUACAGUUGGAUGCUGAUUAAAAUUUUGUGAAGGUUUUACCAACUGGUAAAGCAGUAAGACUAGAAAUAGCUUUUUAUAAAGUAGUUUUAUGAUUCAGGAAAAUAAUCCUGUGAUAGAAACAGGACUAAAGUUAAAUUUCUCAUGACAGUACGAUAAUUUACUUUUUUGCAAUUUAUAUUUCAUACUUACACCUAGAUAAAGGGCUUAUGACUCUGUGGAAGGAAAAAAUACUUAAAACUAUGCAGUUGUUCAGUCAAAUCUGAAUACACAGCCUGCAAAGGGACAAUGUGAAGGCCAGCCCACGUAUCUUCUGCAGCUACUGACUUUCUUACUGAAGCCAGCAGGCCGACCUGACGAAGACCAGGAGGGGUGAAGAGGCUGCCACCAGCGGGCUUCAGUCUCUGCUGACGGAGUGACAGGUUAGAGUCUCGGAUCGCAGAGAUGAGGGUCAUUUCUCCCCCUCCUUAGCUUUUUGGAGUUGAGAGUUGAAGCGGUCCUGAAAAAGAACCAUCUAGAAGCAGAUGAAGCUACUGAAGUGUGUAACUUUGAUUUCUGCUCCUGGAAGACUGCACUUAGCUCAUCUGGUGUGUGUACGGACUGCAGAAUGCUAGAAAUGCUAGAAAUUUCUGUUACUUUGUAGAAACUUCUCUUAUACCAUGGUGCCUUCCUACUUAGAAGUGCCCAGCCAUGCUCAGCUGUGAGUAUAUUGACCUCAGGACCCACUGGGUAAAGCAUUUGAGGACCUCCCAGGAGACUUGGUAAUAGUGAAAUGAUCCUGUUGUUUCGCUAUUUAUGGAUCAAUACCUUUGUACAGGGAACAAGCUGCUUUUAGCUUUGUCCUAGUACCAAGGAUGCUGCUAAUGCCACAGCAUAAUGACAUAGUUUUGGGUGACCCCAAGGGCAGAAUUUCCUGUUUUGAAAUGGAAAUUAGAACAAUGAACUUCACAGGGGAAUAAAUAUUAAUAAUUGUGACUUCCAUUGAGGAAGAGGAAAAUACGCCACUAUUUCCUAUUAUGGCUUUUUCAUAAUCUGCUUUUGUAAUGUGAAUUUUGAGUUUAGCAAAUGUGUCAAGCUGGUGUUUUGUGUGUUUGAUGCUGGUGUUUUUUAUGUGUUGUACUCCUUUACCCCUUACAUCGUGUAAUUUGAGUGCAGCAAAUGAACAAAAGUCUUUUACUGGCAGCUUAAUUCGGUUGAAUGUACAACAUCUGGAGAAUUUUUUGUUGUUUACCUGUUUAGGGGACAAGUGUGAACAGUAAACCAUUUAGAUAAAGAGGAAAGGGUUCUCCUUGAUGAUCAGGGUAGAGAUUGAGUCAGAGGCAUGAUUUAGGCCCAUCUUGCAUCAAAGGAUGCUCUUUCUUUUUCUGUCAUCUUGAGGGUCUCCCCACAGGGUGGAGGGAAGCCGUCGGGGUCAGCAUGCCUGGCGGCAGGGGGGCUACUUUUCUUACCCCAAACUCUGAUUCACUUCUGUCAGCCCAGAAGUCACCAUAUCGUGAAAUGGGCUCCUUUAGCAUUGACUUCUGGGUGCCACAGGACGUCCCUUCCACUGCCAUCCUCAUACCCGUUCCCACAGGCCUCAUGAUCUAGAACAUUCAUCACAACGUCCACCCACCUGUGAGGCUGUACGGUGUCCAUCUCUGAAAUCUGUACCUAGCUUAGCAGUGGUGCUGUUUGAACUUCAGAAUGCCAACACUUACUGAGCACCUACGGUGUGCUGGGCGGGUGUGAGUCGGAAAGAAACAAGGCACAGUUAGGUGAUUGGUAUAAAUGACACACCCGAGGCUCGAAUGAGCAGUUUGUCUUCAGAGCCUGGGCUCUUAACCUCUUUAUGCCUCAUGUAACAUAUUACUCUUCAAGGAAUGAAGUUGUAGCCAAAUCUUGGCGUUUUCAUCCACCCCAAGUGGACGAGUACAAAUAAGCACACUUGCAACAUAUGGUAGUCUGACGGGGACAUGUGAUGUGUUCUGAACGCACAGAAGGACCCAGUGGAGCCUGCCCGGUGUUAGCAGUUCCUUGGAAUAAGGGCAGUGAAUGCCCAGAGCGGGGAGUGGUAGGAGCCAUGGUUCACUCUUCAUCAGCAGAAGCAGGAAGAACGGCACCCAGACGCCCAGGCCAGUACCGCAGUGCCACCGGGCAGCACUGUUCCCUGCAAGACAGAGCAGAAGCAGCUUCUGCCCCAGACGCGGGUUGCCAGCGCCAGGCGUGCCAGCCAGCUGACUGCGGGGGGAGGGUGGGGGGCGGUCACUGACUCCCAGAGUCUCCUUCUGUAGAAUAAUGCAGUGAUCUCUGGGGUCCCUCCAGCUGUGAAAUGAGAUCAGCCCGAUGGAGAGUUGGCACCUGUCCCUUCUCCUCCGUGUGACCAGGAAGCAUUUCUUGGAACACUAUUAUUAUGUGAAGUGCCAACGGGGAGCACACGAGUACAAGUCGGUCUCUGCCGCCAGGUCGCCUACAGUUAGGUGGCGAGAAAAACAAAGACUACAUCUGGAGCAUCAGCAAGGGGCUCUCCGGUAUCACUGCUGAGGGUUUCCUAAACGUGAGCGCCCUGGGGCCCUGCCGGCCAGGAAAUCAGGGUGGAGGGCCCUCCAGGGGGAGCUCCUUACACUGGGAAUGAUUUGUCAUUUGUCCGAAGGCCAAGGAGUCCUAUUUCUGUUCUGUUUGGGGGGCUUUUGUUUUUCUAAUGCGGGCAACCUUACGCAGGAGGAACAACCUACAAGGAGAUACUGAGAAGGCGCGCCAUGCCACUGUAUGUUACCUCAGUUGUAUGAAAGGCUCGCAGGAGGGUCUGAGGAGCCGAGGACAGUCAAGGAAGAAAGGAGGUAUUUUUUUUUUUAAAUCGUUUGCCCUAUUCGGUCCUCCCCAAGGUCUCAAGAACAAACCGCUGCAAGGGAAAUCAGAAUAAGUGAGAGCCCCAGAUCUGGACGGCCUCAUUGGAUCUUUCUCUCUGCGGCACAACACAGAAGAGCAAGGCUGAGGGCCCCGGUGGGCUGUGUUUGGCCCAGCUCCGGGAAGCAAAGUCCCGGCUACCUUCUUCAAGGUACAUUCUUGGCAUCCAAAGUUUCUCUGGAUUAAUAGGCUUUAAAAUAGUGCAGCUAGAAGUAUCACUCCCAGACCUGAGCUUCCGGCCACAUUGUUCUCGUUGAAAUAGUAGUACUCAGGGCGCCUGGGGGGCUCAGUCGGUUAAGUGUCCGCCUUCGGUUCAGGUCAUGAUCCUGGAGUCCCGGGAUGGAGUCCCGCAUCGGGCUCCCUGCUCCGCGGGGAGCCUGCU